AGUCCCUCACUACCGGAAGUAAAGCCGGGGAACGGUCCAUUGGGAGAACAUGGGUUGCUGCUAAAUGGUUAUUAUCAAGCGCUGACAGUGUUUUGUCUGCUGUAUGCAUGUGAUCACACACUGAUCUGGUGCUGAUUUACUUGCAUUGAUCGCUUCGGUGUGCUGGUUCCUUCAGAUGAGAUGAAAUCCUGUAAUGUAAUCCUGGCAUCCAGGUGACUAGAGAGGCCUUGUCGGUUCAUAUGUCCCACACGAUGGGAGGCUGGAGUGUGUUUGUGGCCGGCUGUGUUUGGGCGAUUCUUCUCCUGGCUCUGUUUGGAGAUUCCCUGGCGUCUGCGACUGAGUUUGAUCCCUACAAAGUUCUCGGGGUGUCCAGACAUGCCAGCCAGGCCGAAAUCAAGAAAGUGUACAAGAGGCUCGCAAGAGAAUGGCAUCCAGACAAGAACAAAAGUCCAGGGGCAGAAGACAUGUUUAUCAAGAUCAUUAAAUCGUAUGAGAUUCUGUCCAAUGAGGAGAGAAGGUCAAACUAUGACCGGUUUGGUCAAAUGGACGAGAAUCAAAACUUUGCCCGAGCACCGCAGGGCUUCAGACAUUAUCAUGACAGCUUCUACUUCGAUGAGUCUUUCUUUCACUUCCCUCGGACGAGUCGUGAUUUCACAGACAGCAAGCACCUCUUUCACUACAAUCAGUACAUCAGUGAGGUUCUGCCGGACAGUUUCAAGAGGCCCUACCUGAUCAAGAUCACGUCAGAGUGGUGCUUCACCUGCAUCCAUAUUGAGCCCGUAUGGAAGGACGCUGUGCAAGAGCUGGAGCCGCUGGGAGUUGGUAUUGGAGUGGUGGACAUUGGGUAUGAGAGACAGCUGGCUAACCAUCUUGGUGCCCACCGCACACCGUCCAUACUUGGUUUAAUCAAUGGCAAAGUCACUUUCUUCCACUACGCUGUGGUCAGGGAACACUUGAGACAGUUUGUGGAAAGCCUUCUGCCCCAGAAGCUGGUUGAGAAGGUGACGGAUAACAGCUAUCUUGAGUUUUUAAACAGUUGGCACGAGGAGAAUAAGCCAAGAGUGCUAAUGUUUGAUGUAGCAUCUAAUAUCCCUCUUUUGUAUAAGCUCACCGCGUUUGCCCAUAAGGACUAUAUGAGGUUUGGCUAUGUGGACAUGGGGCUGACUGAGACCUCCAGUCGUGCAGUCGUGCAGAGGUUCAACAUUAACACAUACGCUCCCACCAUGCUCCUCUUCAAAGAGAACACCGACAAACCGGCUGAUGUUAUACAGGCAAGAGGAAUGAAAAAACAGAUAAUUGAUGAGUUUGUGUCCAAUAAUCGUUUUCUUCUGGUGCCGCGGCUGGUAAAUCAGAAGCUCUUCGACGAGCUGUGUCCAGUUAAACAGUUCCACCGUCGCAGGAAGUACUGUGUUCUUCUCGUCACCGAUGAAGGGGAGCAGUUUGUGUCAGUGAACGAGGCGUUCUUUGACUUCGCUUCCUCCAACACUAAAGAAGUUGUCAAGUUUGCUUAUGUUUAUCAGAGAAAGCAGCAGCCUCUCUGUGACACUCUGCUCAAAAAGGAAGACACAACCCCUCCACAGGUGAUUCUCCUGGAGAGACGCAGCGCUACAGGAAGGGUGUUGUAUCGGACAGUGAUGGGUGGAUGGAAUGGGAGUGAUGAUGAUAAGCUCCGCCUCCUCGAGCAGCUUGAGCUUCUGCAAAGAGACCCCUCCUACCUUACCCAUGAUGCAAUGCUGCCUGAACUCAACAACGAGUUUGCAUCUAUGUUUCUGAUUCAGUGGAUAAACAGUGCAUAUGAUUACCUCACUCAAUUCUACUUUAAUCUUCUCUACUCUAAUUGGCGAGAGAUGAUGCCCGUACUGUCUCUGAUCUUCUCAGCUCUUUUCAUUCUGUUUGGGACUGUAAUCAUUCAGGCCUUCAGUGAUGCUGAGGAAGACAAACCAGCCAAACAAAAGGCCACCGAGUCACCAAAGACAGCAGAGAGCUCUCCAAGACAAGAGAGCGCUUCAACUCGUCCACCUAAGAAGAAUUUUGUGGAAGUGACCGAGCUCACGGACAUCACCUACAUGAGUAACUUAGUCAGGUUAAAGCCUGGCCACAUCAACGUUGUGCUGAUCCUUACUGAUGCUUCUAAGCAAGUACUGCUCCGGAAGUUUGCCAAAGAAGUGUUUUCGUUCUCAGGGUCUCAGACUCUUCACUACUCCUUUUUAAAUGUGGACAAGCACGGCCAAUGGAUGGAUUCCCUCAUGGAGUCGGCUCCCGACGCCAGGCCGUCAGACUGCUUGGACAAAGAGGAAGAAGAGGAGGACUCCACCUCCAACAAAUCAGACUACACUGGCCACAUCCUGGCGCUCAACGGCCACAAGAAGUAUUUCUGCUUAUUCAGACCUGUCUUCACAGGGGAGGAAGCCGAAUGUAGUAGGUGGUCCGACGAGGAUGCAAGGAAAGCCUCGAGAUCCCGGUCAAGUUCCCGACAGAAGGCCACCACUCUGGAGAUCCACCACAAACUGGACCGACUGGGUCUGUGGAUGGAGAGGCUGAUGGAAGGAACUCUACCAAGGCACUACGUUCCGGCCUGGCCCGGUCUGGACACCAUAACAGCGCAGAAAUAAGACUCGCGUUUGUCCUCACGGGAUCCUCUGCUGUACUGAUGUGAAAGGUGUUGAAUACUCAACAUCUUUGUGAUCCAAAUGACUUAGUUACUUUUAAAAGACAUUAAGUUAUUCAGUAAAAUGCACUGGUAAUGAGUAGAGGGUGUCUUUAUUUAGAGCACCAUGUGCUCGUCGGCUGCUUUAGGGGCAAAACUCCUUUCUUUCUGUAACGUACAUUGUCUUUUUGUUAGUAUGGUUGUUUCAUUACUGUAUGGAUGCCUAUACCCAGAUACAGCCACUCUGUGUAGCUUCAGACAGGGCUAAAUGUGUCUUUACACUGCUGGGUAUGUGGCAGCUAUGGCCUGUCCUUAUAAUUGCAUCCAGGGUCCUGAGAAUUCAAUAAACAGCCCAGGUUUCAGAAGCAGUUCGUAUUAAGAUUACCUUUUUGCCUUUUCCAGUCACAGUCACUAUUUGGAUAAUAGGAAUUAGAAAAAAGUGUGUGUGAAAAAGGUUUAGUCAGUCUACUUAUGCAAAAUCUCCCAACUACCAAUUUACUAAACCGUGCUGCAUGAAAAAAAUUACAUUUUUGACAACUUGAGAAGAUAUUAGUGAAUUAUCACUAUGUUAAAAUGUCUCUAUAUAUCUAUAUGUCUCUAUAUAUAUAUCAUCAGUUGCCAUUUUCUUUUAUUAUUUUUGUUGUGCAUUGUUUAAGAAUAACAAAAUUUGUACUGUUGCAACUUGACUGUAUUUAUUUAAAAUAUAUAUAUAUAUAUAUGUUUUUUUACAAUUUACACACUUUCAUACAACAUUCCUUACAGUAACACAUUAUUAAACACAGUGUUGGGGAAAGUUAAUGUUUAAAAGUAAUGCAUUACAAUGUUGCAUUGCUCCCUAAAAAAGUAACUAAUUACAUUUCUUUUGUAUGGAAAGUAUGUUAUGUUACUUUACUUUAACAUUCCUUUUUAAAUAUGAGCUUAAUUGUUUUUAAUAUAAGAAGUUCUAUUUCUGGCAAAUGUAAAAGCCCUUUCAUACCAAAACGUUUAAUGAAUAAACCUCAGGCUGAAGGAAAUUUGAAUUCACGCCUGUACAGCAGAAAGCAGAAGAAGGUUCAAUACUCUUCAGCAAUAUGAAGCACAAUUGUUAGUUUAUCAAUUUUGCUUAUUAGCAUGGUUGAACUGGAUCAUCAAAGGUGAGCAGCAAAGACAUUAUUUAAUAAAAUUGGAUUAGAUACAUUUGUGUUAACCUAUUGUAGGUUUGCAUCAUAUUCUGAGUGUCAAUUCAUUGUGAUAAAUAAUAAAUCCUUUUUUUUGCUUUUU
This is a messenger RNA of Carassius gibelio (silver crucian carp), 3907 nucleotides long. RefSeq names its product dnaJ homolog subfamily C member 16. The transcript is spliced from 15 exons. The record is from RefSeq and is a predicted model, not a curated record. Bases 240 to 2612 code for a protein of 790 amino acids. NCBI's taxonomy places the organism in Eukaryota, Metazoa, Chordata, Actinopteri, Cypriniformes, Cyprinidae.